AGAUGCACGAAGGUCAAAAGUAUUUUAAAAAUAAGGCCGUAGGCAUUGGCAGAUUGGUAUGGCAGUGGACGUUAAGGGUCGGGUGGCGUUGUAAUGGCAAAAAGUUUGCGAAAGGGUCGGGAUUGGAGAUAGACAAGAUGGACCAACAGUAUUGUCUACGGUGGAACAAUCAUCCAGCCAACCUCACAGACGUUCUCAGCUCGUUGCUUGCCAGAGAGGCACUCUGCGACGUAACCCUGGCGUGUGUUGGAGACACUUUCAAGGCACACCAGACGAUACUCUCUGCAUGCAGUCCGUAUUUCGAGAGCAUUUUCCUUCAGAAUACCCAUCCCCAUCCAAUUAUAUUCCUGAAGGAUGUCAAUGACACGGAAAUGAAGGCGUUGCUGCACUUUAUGUAUAAGGGAGAAGUUAACGUUAGUCAGCAUCUACUACCGAUGUUCCUUAAAACAGCCGAGGCAUUACAGAUUAGAGGCCUCACUGAUAAUAGUGUAAAUAACAAGGCAGAAGAGAAAAGUCCAUCGCCAGAACCAGAAACGCAAACUGGUGUUAGGCAUACUGACUCGCCUAACCUUCAGCCUCUUCCUGAAAAGAGGAAAAGAAAGGCUUCGGGCAGCUAUGAUGUUUCCCUUAGUGGUCCACCCAGUGAACGGUUCAUGUCCGAUUCUCAGGCAUCUUCACAAUGUAGUUACAAAUCAAGUCCUCCUGUGAUUCCAAAGUUAAAUAAUGCCUUGGGAGGUGAAAUGGAAGAUGGUGGCCGACCUAUGUCUCCUUCAUCACAGCCGCAACCAUCUAUCAAGCAAGAGUUAGAUCAUCACUUACCAGACUUUCAUGACAACAUCUCCCUCCCAGGCCACCCGGUCGGACUGCUAGCAGAGGAAGGAGGAGCCACGACGGGCGCGCUUAGCGACGGCGUGUCAGGAAUUGAAUCGUCUGAACACCAUAAUCCCCCAGAAAUGCUCGACGGACUCGAUGAUACGACACUUUUAACUCCUCAGGGCAUUGAGUGCGCGCCGAUUACGUGCAUCGAGAAAGUUAAUCUAUCGGAUUUUUUCGAGAAGAUGCCGUACACGUACACUAGCAAAUGCAAACUGUGCGGUCGGGUCGUGUCCAAUCAAAAGAAUCAUUACUUGACCCACAAUCCAGGGAAUUACGUGUGCCCACUGUGCGGGUGCCGGCGAACUCGGCUGGAUAACCUGAAGGGUCACAUAAAACAGAAACACCCCGAAAUACAGAUACUUCAACGGUCGAACAAUGGCACUGUGCAAACAUGAUCGUACACGUACCAUGCGUUUCUUUCUCCGUUCGGGUUUCCUCCCCGCGGAAUGUCCGAAAUCCUCGAGAAUUCGGGACAUUCGAAUCAAACCGGGGAUGCUUAUCACCUCGGACAACUCGUUUGCUUCUGUUCACUCCCCUCGACCAUGUUCAUUGUACAAAACGUCCGUUUCUUGUGUCGACAAACAUCCUGCUUCAGUUCCACGAUUCGCGUGUGUCUCCAGCGUGCCGCGAAUAGAAGCAAGAAUAUCGAGCACUUCGUUCAUUUCAGCGAACAGAUAACGCCUCUAAACUCCCGAAGAUUACCUUUCGAACAUUCCGCGUAAACAUCGUUUCAGGCGGUCGGUGGUCGUAUCUUCUGUUCGUAUGUUUCGCGUUGUCGUCAGUUUUUUCUCGUUCGAACGGGCUCUCGACACGAUAAUGUUAUUGGCCGCGACUGGAAAAACGAGGGUGAAAAAUACGGGAAGUGGCGGGGAACGAAAUUUCUCGUUCGGAACGGGAACGCUAGUCACGCCGCGCGGUCGAAACGCGCAGCUUUACGACGGGACGAUCCACGGUAUCGGCUCGGGAGCGUUGCGUACUUAUCAAACCGGCCGAAAACGCGGUGAAAUUUGCAACGGUCCGAUCCGUCCGGCCGUGUGUCGCUCGCAGCAUUGUUGCACCGCUCAAGUUCUCGUGUCGCGACGGAUAAGCGGAUUUCGCGAUUGACGAGCGUGCAGGAGUCGACGCGUUGGCAUGUUGGCCGAUUAAACCAAGAUCAAUCGGAAAACUAGAAACAGCUCGUAACUCGUCCCUUAUACCCGCUGAUCGGUUCUGAUGGAAAAGUCGUUCACCCUGCGACCAAACUGGGAACAGUUUCCGCAACAUAGUUUCCUUCUUUUAGAAUUACUUUUUUACCCGCUUCAUUAUAGGCACGUUAUUACCCCCACCGUAUUGUUCGCUAACAGUAGGCGUGUUCGUGUGGGAUGGGUUAAGGAGCACGAACCAAUGAAACGAUAACAGAAUCGCGCUUCAACGUUCGCCAUACUCGCGAUGUUGGUUCAGAGUAAUGUUACUAUAAUAAGGUAACUGUAUUCUUGUUCUUAGUAUAUUCUAGGAAAUUUGACUUAAUCAUUUAUACCAUUUUGAGAACUUAGUUUCAUUAGUCACUCGAUCAGCUAGGAACUAAACGUUAUCAAAUUACAUAUGCUUUUCGAAUAAUACUUCGAUAAAUGCUUCACAUGGCAACUAGUUUUUACUUGAUACAAGAAAGUCAAUUUGCUUUUUACAAUAAUACGGUAGAGCAAUCGCACUAACGGCACUACUAGAGGUAAGGGUCGCUUUCGCAUCUCCGAAUUGAAUUUCCGAUCGAGAGAACUGCAUUUUGCAUAAUUCAAUAACCAAUAAUCUACAAGUCACCAAAACAUCGUAGUAAUCGAAUUUCUGGGUGUAGGAAAUUGUUCCUUUGUCAGUGACAUCUGUACUGCAACAUUAUUCAACAAGUCGGACUUUGGAUGAAUCAAUCUACUUCUUCCGAGCGCGGGUCUACGUUUUCUCACGUAUUAAUCAUUGACCACACGCCAGUAUGAAUUCCGUAAAUUUCUCGCGACAUUCGCCCAAAAGUGUCCCAUUCCCCGAACCCAGAGGCGUCGUCAAACCAGACAUGUUGUCACAUCCCGCCAGCAAGAAGCUACUUCGUGCCACCCCGAGACUCCUGUCUACGUUCGAACUCGGUGGAUACCGGUGUGUGUGUGCGGGUCCUGUGCAUUUAGAGGAGCAACGGUACGACGAAGCCAAAUGGAAAUUAGUAUAACGAGACUUUCUCCGGUCUCAGUCAAAGGGCGUCUCACGGUUAACGAUAAAAAGCGUUUCGUCGUUUUGCGUCGGUCCGUGACGAUACGGGCCAUCGGUCCGGUCGCCGUUGCAUUUAAUUACAUCGCGCUCCCUUCAUUAGCGUAAUUAUUCUUUUUGCGCGCAAUUUUACGAGCCCCCUCCCCCAAACCAAUCGAUCUCUCGCGGGAACAGUUGUGUUGCUCCUUUGUCUUUCUUCUGCGUUCGGUUCGACGGUUAGGCUGGAGUUUGCAGUUUAAGGAACUUCUUCGUUUCGUCUUAUUGAGACGGUCCGAUUGGACUGUCGUGGUCUAAUAGCGUUUUCGUAGAGAUUCACGUUUUUAGAGUUUCAAAUAGCUUGAACCAAUAUACAUUAAUCGGAUUGCUUUUCUCAUUUACUAGAAGUUAGAAUUGAAAUAUGUUUACGGGACUUUUAACGCUUUAUCUUCGCAAUUGAAAUCGCUAUUUCCAUUAAAAGGUUAACUGAACGAUCAACCCGUUAUUCGAUAUCCUUUCAUAUAUCUUACAUUGCCUAAUUUCCAAAAACUCUUAGCAUUCGCUAAUCCGCGCGAAAUCAGUACUAUCAAAGCUUGGAUUGAUUUCUGAUUGUGAUAAUGUAUACACUUUCUCCUCGCGCGUGUACACAAGGGAACGGUUAUCUUAUCGCGUUCUUGCUUCGGUGUCCGCAAACGAAGUUUGGAGUGGUUUUUGUUCGCUGCUUCACCGCAAGAUAUUAACGUCAAUAAAAAAGUAAUAUUCAACUCGUAAAACCGUUAGUACACAGAAAGUGAAAUGAUAAGAACCGUAAAAUAUCUUUCGUUCCCGCUGCAAUGAAUCUUCCGAAUGAUUUCCUCCCUGCAGUUUCCAAAAUCGAAUCCACGAAAUCUACAUUAUACGUGACGCGGUCCCUGAUCAGCGCACCGGAUCAUCUGUACUAAAGGUUCAUAGAAAUAGAAUCCGGACACAGAACAUAACACCGGCAUUCCGCCCUGUUUUAUUACCAAUUCCGUUUGCAGCGAUCGAUCAUUCGCAGAAAUAAUUAAUUUCGUUUAACUCAUCCCGCCGUGUAAAUAGGAAGUCCCUUUCAAUAUCAUCAUGCCGAGUCGCGCACGAAUCGGACAGUUUUAACCAAUAAAGUCCCGCGUCGGACGAGGCGGUCCGCCGAAACUGAUCGCCGCACGGCGCAAAUUCAUAACACUCAUCCAGCCUCUUAUGUACCCUCCGCGCAACCCCCGGAACGGUUUUCCGUCGGUCGAUUCCUUAUUCUGGGAUCGCCAUCCAUUUUCAUCUCGGCCGGUUUUUCGCUCGACUGUCCUCUCUCCUUCGAUACCAUUACUUCCACCUGGGGAGGUCGGCUCUUUGGUCCUGCCGUGGAUCCGGUGGCCGCGCGGAGCAGAGCCUUGCAUCGAUCUCGAACAAAGCGGCUUCGAGGACGAAACACCGUAUUAUAGCUGUCGACGGUUCGCGGGGCUAUCGGUUGUUUAAUAUUCCCAGGUGGAUGGGAUGGGGUGGGAGAUGGUACGGUAUCUGAAGAUGGUCAGGGGGUAGAGCCAAGAGGACGCCGGAGAUGGAGUGGGAGAGAAUCCGUUCGUAGAGCGAAAGGGGUGAUGUAGUAGACCAAGAAACUCUGCCCCGGAUGGGGAAGAGGGACGGCAGGUCCUCUUCGCGAUAAGCUCCUUAAAGGCAUAUCUUCUCGCCCUUAUUACAGGGUUGUGCUUCACGGAUGAACGGUUGAAGUAGGAGUCGACGGUGGUGCUCAAUAAGAGGAUCACAGCGGGUAGAGGUGGUGCAGCGGUACCCAUUGCAAAGAGUUUCGUUUUCUCGAGCACGCGACAAGAGGCUUUUGCCUUUCGCUACCGUGUUCCCGCUUUAAACUCCGCUAGCUUAGCCAAUGGAGGAGAAGAGCCCCCCGGAUUGUUUCCUCGAGUUCCCUCGAAAACUAAACCGUCCUGUGUGCCCGUCGGACGAAUAGCUUCGUCAGAACUUGCGGCUCAAUUCUGUCGAGUACACGGACCCCACCUCGCCAGCGUUUCUUCGCGCGAUUCGCAUCGAAAAUGGUCGGCCGAGAAGGCUUCCCUUGAACACUUCCGAACCGGAUCAUUCGGGGACGAGUCUCUUUCCACCUUUGUCUGUCUCUGUCUCUCCGGCUCCGUUGAAUUUCAUCGCCCAACUCGGCGAGCACUCGCUUUCGGUUGUAACGCGCUCGUGUGCGCGACAGUUGGUCGAAACGCUUGUUUUUUGAAGCAUUAACAACACUCCGAACAAGCCGCCCCCCGGUCUAGUUCGCGUGCGCGAGCCCUCGACGUACCCUCGCGGAAAUUAUUCUCCGCGACCGCGGCCCCGCGCGCACGCGAGAAUUUUUCACGGUGCGGAGAACCACUCGGAACUCUUGUGCGUGUUCCCCCGGCGACUCGGCCGCGGAAUGAUCUUUAUUAAAACGCCGAGUAUCGCGGGAAUCGUUAGGGGUGGCUCGCGGCGUUAGGGACGCGUUGUUCGGUUGUUGCGUUCGAAGUGCGGUCUCCAGGGUCUGUAAUUCUUUUGGGACUUUAUACGAUUAAUGGAAAUAAUUUGCACACUGGUAGCGGAGGAAUUUCAUUCUACUUUGACGCGGGUUUCUUGUUUCUCCUAUUUAUAUUUCACGUGAACUUUUCGAUAUAUUUAGAGAGAUCUGUGGUGUGACAUUUAAAGUUAACGGAGUGAUGUUAGAGUACUGACAUUGUAAUUUUUAUGUUAGAAUAUAGCGAUGGUCCUUGAAUUAGAGAGAUAAAAGUCAACUCGUAUCUAAGUAAUGUAAAAUUCAUUUUUGGCAAAAUUUGUAUAAUAAAAAUUGAAGAGAAACGAGAACAAAGUCGGCACUUCAUAUGCAUCAACUUUUCACACGCAGAAAUGAAAGAAAUUGUGUAGAAUUAUUUCGAUAUAAAUAUUUAAUAAUAGUUAACACAGGUGCUCAUUUUAUCGUGAGUUACCGUGAGAAGGAUUAUCAUCGGAACGUUAAUUAAAAAAAGAAAUUCAGCCAGAUUCAACGGCAGGUUUAACGUGGCUAAACCUGUGCUUGUUUCAUUCCGGUUUCUGGCCACGUCCCCUUGUCCUCGAUCAUAAUUUAAUCAGACUUAAUACAGUAUUUAGCGACUGCUAAUCUCUUUAGAAUUCCGCCGCGUCAUUUGAAUCCCGAAUUAUUCAAAUGGCUGGGCAUUACUUGCGCGCUUGGGGCAUUUGGGCUGUAACGUUUGUGCAAACUGAAUGUUUGCGCACUAGAACGUUUGGAUAAUAUGAAAUUCAGAUUUAAACGUUGAAUUCAAACCUCUUGAGGUACAAAUGUCUUCUUUCCGCCGAGUCCUGAUAUAUCAUAAACAUUUUUCAACGGAUGAUUCUCUGUAAAUGUACAAUUCCUUUUUAUACGAUUUCUGCUUGGAAAUUGGAAACCAUCAAAAAUAAUAUUUAUUCUAAUCGAUGCUAUACAAUAUUUCUACAAAUAUUUUUAUUGAGAACUUCGCAGCUUUACAUUUAUUCACAUUUUUAGAACUCUUUUCGAUUUCGAACAGCACUCAGAUAUAAGACAAUUUAUUCUUCGCUUAUUUAAACGAAAAUUCAUGUUCGUCGGAUGCACGGUGUACCCAGAAGAAAAGUUCCGCGGCAAUUUUCCGAAGGAUUGUUAUUUCCUAGCAGUUUCGUACGAACAAAUUUUUCUUCGUACCCUCCAUUUAUGUAUCUCUUUACGGAGAAUCAUUCUUAUCUCCCACGGAACUUCAGAGUUUCGAAACUUCUGGUAGCUCGUUUCUCUUAUUCUGGCUGGUUACACGAUCGAUUGACUCUAGUUAUUGGUUCCUAUAUAAAGUUCCUUUGAUCGCAGCGAAAUGAUACGUUACGCGAGGGCAGCAUUCGAAAGUACCACAGGAAUUUAUAGAUUCCGUGUGUGCGACGGUGAAAUUCUAUUUAGCAUAUCACCAUUUGUUACCACUUCGGUGCGAGUAGGGAACGGAACUGCGGGAGAAUAUUUCAGGGCUAUUAAACCGUGACGAAUUACCUAAAAAGCAGUUAACCGGUCAGGUAUUAUAUAUUCAGAUCCGUGUUCCUUUUCGCUUCAGACGAUUUGCUACCUUCUGUAUCGGACUUCUAAAUUGAUUACGUAGUCGAACAUAUAUACUUCAACCCUUUCAAACUCCAAGAAACGUAAUAAUCAUCCCUUUGCUUCAAAAUAAGAAUAACGAAUCAUUUAAACCGCGUUCCGCGGCAGUAAUUUCAUUUCCAAAACGGAUCGCCACUAUUUCUUCGCAACAAGCCAAUUCAUUUUCGAUUUUCCCAAUCGAGUGACUGCAUCGAUAACCGAUGGUAGUAAUUACAUCCCUUUGUAAUUCCUCGAAGGCUAAUAAUCGCUUCAGUCUGUCGAUACGGUAACGUGAUGGUCCGUCGAAUUCUUCAAAUCCCGGUUCCCAAUUGAUGGGAAACAGCGGAAUACGUUUUCACCCCUACACGGUGGACCGCGCCACCCUCGGAUCUAAUACGCUGUUCGGCCGUUACGUCGAAAAGUUCGCUGGCCCGCGUCAUCGUAACGUAUCACCUGGCUGCAAAACGAGGGGAAAACAUCCGGGGGUUGGCUCCCUCGCGUCGCCGGAGAGAAUCGUUGCUCUCCGAGAGGGAAAACUGGCGUCCCGAAACUGUUUCCGUGACAGUUGCUCGGUUGUUCCGUUGAAUCCUCGCACACGAGCUCACACACACACGCGCACACAUCCAUACGCGCGCGCACCACACUGGCUAGCCCGUGUACACCGGGAAGCCGAGUGCACCGACGGGGGUAGAGAUACACAAGAGAAGAGAGGCCGUGGAGAUACAGUACUCCCCGACCUUCUUUAUCCCAGUUUCUCCAUCCCUCUUCGCAUUCCCUCCUGUUCCUCCCUCUCUCUCCUUUAUUCUCGCCCUCUCUUGCCCCUUUCACACUGUUCCUAAUUCUACCGAGCAGUUGUGCAGAGAGAAAUAUAACGCGGUGAUCGAUGUCGGUGUAUGCAAAUGGUUGGGUUUCACGUUGCAGAGAUCGUUUCGUUGUUAAAUCCUUGAAAAGGGUCCCUCCGUCCUUUUCAGUUUCCCUCGCACGCUAAUCAACUUCCACCCUACUUUCCUCUUUCACUCGUGUCUUUCCUUUUUCUGUCCCUCUCCUGUUUCUACCCUAUCUGUCUGUUCUCUCUGUCUCUCUUUCUCUCUCUUUCUCUCUCUCUCUCUCUCGCUCG
This is a messenger RNA of Nomia melanderi (Alkali bee), 8303 nucleotides long. RefSeq names its product zinc finger and BTB domain-containing protein 8A. NCBI's taxonomy places the organism in Eukaryota, Metazoa, Arthropoda, Insecta, Hymenoptera, Halictidae. Gene Ontology annotation, biological process: regulation of transcription by RNA polymerase II. The record is from RefSeq and is a predicted model, not a curated record. Gene Ontology annotation, cellular component: nucleus. Gene Ontology annotation, molecular function: DNA binding; protein binding.